Prunus persica (peach) is the source of this 408-nucleotide messenger RNA. RefSeq names its product antifungal protein ginkbilobin-2. NCBI's taxonomy places the organism in Eukaryota, Viridiplantae, Streptophyta, Magnoliopsida, Rosales, Rosaceae. Bases 1 to 408 code for a protein of 135 amino acids. The record is from RefSeq and is a predicted model, not a curated record. The transcript has a single exon. Gene Ontology annotation, cellular component: plasmodesma.
AUGGCCAUUCAUCUCAUGAAAAUUGCAGCAACUAUAGUCGUCGUCUUCAUUGGGUUCUUCGGUGUGGCUACAAGCACUCCAGAUACAAAUAUAACAAGCGUUCUCUGCAACUCUGGAGUGUAUACAGCUGGUGAUCCUUUUGCUGUAAGCCUAGCCUAUGUUCUUAAGGAGUUGGAGACUGCAACAUCAACACACAAGAAUUAUGACUUCUACGACAUAUCUCCUUACCCUAAUGCAUUUGCAUAUGGGCAUGCUUCUUGUAACCAAAACAUCACAACCCCAGAUUGCACUACUUGUCUUGGUGCUGCAAAAACAGAUAUGCUAGGCACGUGUCAAAAUGCGAUAGGGGGUCGAGCGGUUCUUCGUGAUUGUGCAAUAAGGUAUGAGCAAUACCCAUUUACUAACUGA